AAAGUGCAUUUAUAUUUUCAUUCACAUAUCCGUUUAGAACUCCAAGAUUAAGCGUGCUUGAAUUUGAAAUAAUGAAAGGAUGGGUGAUAUAUCGGAAAAUGAUUCACGAUAUCAUGCGAGUGAGGCUAAAGCGCGGGAAAAGAUCAUGUGGUGAUUGUAAGGUCAGUAUACAAGAUUUUUGAGCCUCUGAAAAUUAACGCACGUUCCGUCGGAAUAAAUAAGGUCCAUGGACCGAGAGCGGGACAUAGGAGGUCCACUAGCCAUGGACGGUCGGGCAUUAUAAGUGAUAUCAAAACUAAAUAUAAUGACAUUGGUUACAAAACUGAUAAUUAAAUAAUAUACAAUAGAUUGGUUUUAUGUUUUUUUGUUAAAGAAAAAUAGAUUGGUUUUAAAUCUGAUUUAUUUUGGUUAUGUAAAUUAUAUAUUAAUUUACUAAUUUGAUAAAAAAUAUUAUAUAGCAGAAUAUAGAAAUGAAAGAAAAUUUAUUAAAAAGUCUCUUUCCUAAAUGACAAAAGUUUGACCAUAUAAUUUUUUUUACCAAAGUAAAAAGGUUACUAGUUUUAUUAUAUAAACACCAUCUCCCCUCUUAUGCAACACACAUCUCUUCUGUCUUCUUCUUUUCCUGCUAGCUUCUUCUGAAUAAAAAAGGAGAAAUGAAUGCUUUUGAUGGAACCUACAGAGGUGUGAGGACGUGUUGGGCUGCACCGUCUAGUCCUAGCCCUAGAUCGCUACUAGCAAUGCUGAAUCAAGGCGACAACAAUGAUGUUGUGGAUCAGAUCAACGAGAUCUUCCCUCAAACUAACCAUCAGCCUGAACAAAGAUCCAGUCUCCGCGAGAGAGUAGCCGCACGAGUUGAAUUCAAUCUUCCACCGCUCGAGACACAGAACAACCGUCCAUUUGCUGCUUUCUUCAGGAACCCGUCGACCACCGUUCCUUCUCCUCUCGUCCUAAUCUCUCCAGGAUUCAGCCCAUCUGCUAUGUUGCAAUUUCCAAACACGUUCAUUGAUCCUUCACACAUGAUCCUUCCGUCUCCAGUCGCCAAUGGCGGGCCUCCAGAGGCGGUUGAAAGUUCUGGUGCCGACCAUGCAACGAUGAUGAUAUCCAACAACGAUCCGAUGCACGUUGCUCUGCCUCCUCAACAAGUCGCUGCUUUUGAAUCUGGUCCAGCCCUUAACGAAACCGACCUCAUCAACAUGGAAAUCGAUAGGAAGAACGAGGACGAAGAGGAAUACAAGGAAGAUGAAGACGAAGAACACAACAUUGUUGAUGAGCUAGAUGCUGAGCCUUCAUCUCCAAAGAGAAGGAAGUUUGGGGAAUCAACCAUGAUUGGAGCGACAAGAUCAUGUAAGAGCCAAAGAGUUAUCCUUCAAAUGGAAACUGAAGAAAACAAUCCUGACGAUGGUUUUCGCUGGAGGAAAUACGGUCAGAAAGUUGUCAAAGGGAACCCAAAUCCAAGAAGCUACUACAAAUGCACAUACACAGCGUGUGAUGUGAAGAAGCAUGUGGAGAGAGGAGCAGAAGAUGUCAAGUUUCUAUUGGUUACAUACGAUGGGAUACACGAGCACGAUCCACCAGCUGCACGUGGUAGCAGUUCUUCCGGUCUAAAGGGCCAGUACAGUUCAUCAGUGUCUCAAGACCAUAACAAUCACCGAACCGUGCCGCCUUCUUCCUCUUCGGCCUCUGAAGCCCUUAGGUUUUUCCCUUCUUCGUUGGACCCACCAGUGGAUAUGACACAGUUCUAUAUGACUGGACUCGCUAAGCUGCCGAGUUUACCGGUUUACCAGAACCAUGGUUUGAUGAACUGGAAUAAUGAACCAGAGAUUGAUCGUGUGAUACCGGACGGUACAGAGGUAUUCAAAGGGAUCAGGGAUCGACUUAAUCUCAACUUUGGUCUCAACCUUUAGAUCGUAAACUUUUGAUGUCACCCUUCUUUCUGUCCUUACCCGUAUACCGUAGUGAUAUACAAUAAUAAUACAAGAUAUCCAAAAACUUGUACUCAUCAUCAGCUUUAUUAUGAUUUUUAAUACAUUUUACUCUUGGACUUUGACCAAUUUAAUUUCUAUCAGUUAGAGAGGCUUACUAUUGUUAAUUGGAACCAAUCCUAUCCAAAGUAAAAUAGAACGAAACAAUUUUUUUUUUUUUUUGUUAGCAAAAAAAAAAUUAAUUUUUUGUUUAAUUCUAACUAUAUUUUUAAAACAAACCCAAUCCGAACUAAGCUAAAGAGAGUGAGAGAAAAUUUCCGAUUAUAACUCAAUUGAAAACGAGCCCAGAAUUAAAGUUCUGAUUUCUGUUUUGUAUUUUGUCAUGUAAUUUAACCAAAUCCGUUUUCUAUUUUGCCAUGUAAUUUUUCUUGGUUAUAAUGAGUAUCCUUCAUUCAAAAAUAAAAAAAGAACCGACACAUGAAAUACAGUGAAACCUCUAUAAAUUAAUAAUGUUGAGAUUACACCAAAACUAUAAUUUUUUUUAUUAAUUUAUAGAGAUAUUAACCAAAAAUUCAAUUUGGGACUAUAAAAUUAUAUUAUUUUAUAAAGAUUUUUAGUGUAUAUUAAUUUAUAGAGUAUUAAGUUAAAGAGGUUAUAAUAUAUAUGAAUUGAAUCAGAGGUUGAUCCGUUAAACGUCCAGUACCUAUCAGAGCUGUCUGCACGAAUCAUAACUAAAAAGUAAAAUUAGGUCUUUUGUCAAAACCACAAAUUUAUUUUGUUCAUGUCAAAACUGUAAAAUUAUGUUUUUUUCAACCAAAACUAUGAAAACUACAUUUUUCUGCCAAAAUCGGAGAAUUACACCAAAACAGUAAAAAUACGUUUUUCCACAAAACCGUAGAAUUAAGAUUCCCCCUUAAAACAUAAAUUAAUGGUUCCACUAAAUCCAUAAAUUUUUCCGUAAAACCGUAAAAUUACGAUUUUCCUCCAAAAAUAAAAUUAUGCUUUUCACCAAAAAUGUAUAAUUAUGUUUUUACACGAAAGCAGUAAAACUAUAUAUUCCCACCAAAAUCGAUUGGAAAAUUACACCAAAACAGUAAAAUAUGUUUUUUUACCAAAACCGUAAAAGUUAUGUUUUUUCCACGAAACCGUAGAAUUAAGAUUUUCCCCUAAAACAUAAAAUUAUGGUUCCACUAAAUCCGUAAUUUUUCCGUAAAACCGUAAAAUUACGAUUUUUCUCCAAAACAAUAAAAUUAUGUUUCUCGCCAAAAUGGUAGAAUUAUAUUUUUUCCACGAAAGCAGUAAAACUAUAUUUUCCCACCAAAAUCGAUUGGAAAAUUACACCAAAACAGUAAAAUGUGUUUUUUACCAAAACCGUAAAAGUUAGGUUUUUUCCACGAAACCGUAGCAUUAAGAUUUUCCCCUAAAACAUAAAAUUAUGGUUCCACUAAAUCUGUAUUUUUUCCGUAAAACCGUAAAAUUAUGAUUUUCUUCCAAAACAAUAAAAUUAUGUUUCUCGCCAAAAUGGUAGAAUUAUAUUUUUCCACGAAAAUAGUAAAAUUAAUUUACCCACCAAAAUCCAAAACUAGGUCUUAUGCCAAAACCGUAGAAUUCUGUUUUUUCCAUCAAAACUAUGAAAUUAUAUAUUCCGUCAAAACAGUUAAAUUAUGUUUUUCACUAAUGUUGUGAAGUUAUAUUUUCAUGUCAAAAGCGUAAAAUUUGAUUUUUCGCCAUAACCAUGAAACUAUGUUUUUCGUCAAAAUUGUAAGAUUAGGUUUUAUGUCAAAAUCGUAAAAUUUAAUUUUUCACCAAAACCGCGGAAUUACAUUUUUUCUACAAAAAUCAUCAAAGUAUGUUUUUGGUAAGCUCAUGGACGCUCAUAAUCAAUUUGGUAUUUAUUCAGUUAGACUAUAUACCAAUAGGUCUUUAGCCUAAUUAGACCAAUAUGUAAUUGGAUGCGACUGUGACCCCUCCAAAAUGAAUUAGACUGGGUUUAUCAUGGACGGUCUGUCCAAUUGACAGCUAUAAAUCGAACCGCUUGUGGGCUUAGUGAUUGAGCGGUUAAAGAGCACAACCCGGGUUGUUUAAUAUAAAAUGGGUAAGGAUAUGACUAACUUUGCGUCCAAACAGGCCUCAUCUUUUAUUCGUGUCAACAGAGCUCAGAAGAAUUGGAGGGAAGAUUCUGGGAUUGAAUUGAAGAAGAUAGAAGGAAUGGAGGAAGUGAGGAGUUCUGUGUUAACGGAUGAAAUACUGAAGCGUUAGAACCUUUGUUCCGUCGCCUGCGUCUCCGCCCCUUCUCUCACAUCUCUAGAUCUCUUUGUUUGUACAUAACUAUAACUGGUUCUCUUCCUCAACUUGUCAAACUGGAGACCAUCCUCAAAAAGAGCUAUUUCCUGACAGUGACUUGACUUACAGUGCGCUUCAGUCUUUGGGCUCUUGUCACCAACUUACAAGCCUCUCCCUAGUUCAAACAUGUUACAACCCGCUAGAUAAGUGAGACUUGCAAAGAUUUAGAGUCAGUGAGACUCGGUGGGUUCCCAAAACUCAGCGACGUUAAUUAAUUGGUUUCGCAUCGCUCCUGAAAAGGUUUGAAGUAUUAGGACUUGCUUCCACGUGACAGAUUCUUCGAUACAGGCUGGCGCUGGCUACAAGCAAAUAGUUGAGGAAGCUCAAUGUCCAUAACUGUGUGAGCAUGACAGCUGGAGCUCCAAGAUGGCUGAGCAAGCCGUGUCAACUGCAGGUCUUCAUUGGCUCGGAUUGGGACAUACAUUGUUUGUUGGUCGAAGAGAGACGGUCACAGCUAUUAUAUGUCAGAGACCAUGGAUCACCUUGUGUUUUGAUGGGUGUGAGCUUGGAUGCUAUCAUGGCUGGGAAUUCCACACGUCUCCCAAAUUUAAUGUAUUGUAUAAAUUAUAAAUUCGAUUCAGAAAAUGAUCCAAUAGAAUGUGUAAUUUAUUUGAACUUUUUUAAAAAUUGAUUGUAAGCUAAGUUUAGGUGUUGUGCUUAGAGUAUAGUAGAGAGCUCCACAUGGCUCUAACACACAAAGUUUUUAGAAGUAUGUAAAAAACAUAAAA
This is a messenger RNA of Brassica napus (rape), 4993 nucleotides long. Its product is annotated as probable WRKY transcription factor 10. Lineage: Eukaryota; Viridiplantae; Streptophyta; Magnoliopsida; Brassicales; Brassicaceae. Gene Ontology annotation, biological process: regulation of DNA-templated transcription. The transcript has 6 exons. Gene Ontology annotation, molecular function: DNA-binding transcription factor activity; sequence-specific DNA binding. The record is from RefSeq and is a predicted model, not a curated record. The coding region runs from base 654 to 1904 and encodes 416 amino acids.